Mangifera indica (mango) is the source of this 604-nucleotide messenger RNA. RefSeq names its product nuclear transcription factor Y subunit C-6. The record is from RefSeq and is a predicted model, not a curated record. Gene Ontology annotation, cellular component: nucleus. Gene Ontology annotation, molecular function: protein heterodimerization activity. The transcript has a single exon. Gene Ontology annotation, biological process: regulation of DNA-templated transcription. Lineage: Eukaryota; Viridiplantae; Streptophyta; Magnoliopsida; Sapindales; Anacardiaceae. The coding region runs from base 26 to 463 and encodes 145 amino acids.
AGCAUACCGAAUCUCACCAAUCUCAAUGGCAGAAGAAAAUGCAACAGCAAAAGAAAACACGGAGAACAGCCGUCCAGAGUUCCCAAUCGGCCGGAUCAAGAAAAUUGUGAAACUCGACGAAGACAUUAACAAAAUAACCUCCGAAGCCAUGUUCCUCGUAUCGUGCUCCACCGAGCUAUUCCUCCAGUUCCUCGCCGAGAAAUCUGCCGAAGUCGCAAUCGAGAAGAAGCGAAAGACUAUAAAACUUGAUCACCUGCGAACUGCCGUUAAAAGGCACCAGCCAACUAGCGAUUUCCUUCUCGAUUCGCUCCCCCAGCCUGUUCAGUCUGAGAAUCGACCUGCAACCGACCGGACUCGUUCUCGUACCGAUGUGGAAAAAUCGUUGCCGGUUGGGACUCGCCGGAUUGAUCAUUUCUUUAGCAAACCGGCAAAUGAGACUCCAGUUCAGAUCAACGAUGAUUAGGGCUGAAUUAAUUAGUUUAAUGGAAGUUUAUACAUAUUUGUUCCAAGAUAUUGUAUUUUUUUCUUUUUUGAAUUUUCAGAGUUGAUACUCAAUUAAUUUAUUUAGAAUUCGAUGACAAAGUUUCCACUGACUUGAAUGGAA